Monopterus albus (swamp eel) is the source of this 892-nucleotide messenger RNA. RefSeq names its product complement C3-like. The record is from RefSeq and is a predicted model, not a curated record. The transcript has 8 exons. Gene Ontology annotation, molecular function: protein binding. Bases 1 to 762 code for a protein of 253 amino acids. Lineage: Eukaryota; Metazoa; Chordata; Actinopteri; Synbranchiformes; Synbranchidae. Gene Ontology annotation, cellular component: extracellular region.
AUGGUGUUGAAAGUUUUGUCUAAAGGACGUGCCCGUAUCAUUUCAAAAUAUGAGAUGGACACACUUCUCUCAGAAAAAGGCUCACUCAUCAUCUACCUGGACAAGGUUUCUCACAGGCGAUCAGAAGAGAUCACAUUUAGGAUCCAUCAAACGAUGAACGUGGGUGUCUUACAGCCAGCUGCUGUGUCUGUCUAUGAAUAUUAUGACCAAAAACCCUGUGUGAAAUUCUACCAUCCAGAAAGGAGAGCUGGACAGCUGACAGUCUGUAGGAAUGAUGAAUGUACAUGUGCUGAAGAGAACUGCAGUAUGCAGAAGAAAGGCAAAAUCAGUAACAAUGAGCGCAUAACUAAACUUUGUGAGAGCACAUCCACCAACCAAAUAGAUUAUGUGUACAAAGUGGCAGUGGAAGGUUUUACAGAUGAGUUAUCCACUGACAUUUACACAGUGCGUGUACAGGAAGUCAUCAAGGAAGGAAAUUCUGAUGUGGGUUCUCAGGGCAAAGUGCGUACAUUCCUCAGUUAUCCACACUGCAGGGAGACAUUAGAUGUGAAAGUAGGCAAAACCUACCUUAUCAUGGGAACCUCCAAAGAUAUUCGCAGAGAUGACGAAAAUCGUUCAUAUCAGUACAUGCUCGGUGGGAGAACCUGGAUCGAGUACUGGCCCACAGAGAGAGAGUGUCAAUUUGAGGAGCACAGACCCACCUGCUUGGGCAUGCAGGAGAUGGUCCAGCAGUACACACUCUUUGGAUGUCCACAGAAGUAAAACUCAAGGAGAUAAAAUGUUCUUUUCAAAUUGUUUGACUUUGAAUUGUCCUUGUUGUGUAAAACAUUCACUACUAUGAGAUAUAUGGGAUUCAGAAGAUAAAGUUUUACAUUGCUGAAUAAAAUGUUAC